GCGAAGCAGAGGAGAUGAGAGCAGCUUCAGCCGUGAAGAAUAACCUCAUUCUUCUGAGAAUCACUGAGCUCACAUGGAAACACAGCAUUCAACCAUGAAGUUUCAAGUCCUGUUUCUUCUCCUGCUGCUGACUUGCAUGUAUCCCAGUGUGGCACAAGGUUCCUAUGAAAACUGCUGUUUGAAGUAUGCGUCUGCAAAGAAGACCAUCAGGAGACAUGUCACGAGUUACAGAGUGCAAGAAACAGAUGGAGGAUGUAACAUUCCUGCUGUUGUCUUGACGCUGAAGAAAACAAGGCUCAUCUGUGUUGAUCCAAGACUACCUUGGGUAAAAAAAUUUAUACAGAAAAUGAGUGAGAAAAACACUGUGUGAGUUUCAGAUGCAGCUCUGACCACGUCACCGCAGACCAAACUGUAUUUCAAUGCAAAAUAUGUUUAUAUCACCCACGCACUAAUGUAACAGUAUGUAGUUUAUACCACUAUCAAUCCUGCUGAUUCAUAUUUUCUACACCUAUGAAUUGCUAUCUUCAUGCAGAGGUUCAUAAUGAACUGUAUUGUAUGGUCUGCUUCUGUUCAUUGUAUUAGAACAAUAUGAAUGUACGAACUGUGAAUAUUUGCUCUCUUUGCUUCAUAAUGAAUCUUUUUACACUUUAUGUAUAUAUAUAUUUUUCUUUUUUAUGUUUUAGUCAAAUAUAACCUGUGAACAGCAUAGCUUACAUGUAAGUGAUUGUGUGUGGGGGCGU
Messenger RNA from Onychostoma macrolepis, 740 nucleotides. It is a transcript of the gene ccl25b, whose product is annotated as chemokine (C-C motif) ligand 25b. The transcript is spliced from 4 exons. The record is from RefSeq and is a predicted model, not a curated record. Gene Ontology annotation, biological process: cellular response to tumor necrosis factor; lymphocyte chemotaxis; immune response. Gene Ontology annotation, cellular component: extracellular region. Gene Ontology annotation, molecular function: chemokine activity; CCR chemokine receptor binding. The coding region runs from base 74 to 370 and encodes 98 amino acids. Lineage: Eukaryota; Metazoa; Chordata; Actinopteri; Cypriniformes; Cyprinidae.